Molecule: messenger RNA, 1509 nt
Organism: Rhodotorula graminis WP1
Lineage: Eukaryota; Fungi; Basidiomycota; Microbotryomycetes; Sporidiobolales; Sporidiobolaceae
Exons: 9
Coding region: 1-1386 (461 amino acids)
Biological process (GO): proteasome-mediated ubiquitin-dependent protein catabolic process
Cellular component (GO): proteasome regulatory particle, base subcomplex
Molecular function (GO): proteasome-activating activity; ATP hydrolysis activity; ATP binding
Source: RefSeq, a predicted model, not a curated record
AUGGACCCGCAGCCGCCCAACCAGCCCCCGCAACAGCCCGCCACCCCGCCCAAGCCCGCCCAAGACCAGGCCGCGUCCUCGUCGUCGUCGUCCACCACCGACGAUGCCACCAUGGCCGACUCGCAGCCUCAACCGCCCCAGGAGGACCCGCUCCCGGAUGAGAUCCUCAACGCCUCGGCAGACGACAUUGUCGCCCGCACCCGCCUCAUCGACAACGACCUCAAGGUCAUGCGCAGCGAGACGAUGCGCUUGAACCACGAGCGCAGCAAGAUGCGCGAGCAGAUCAAGGACAACACGGACAAGAUCAAGAACAACAAGAUGCUCCCGUACCUCGUCGGCAACGUCGUCGAGAUCCUCGACAUCGACCCGGACGCGGACGAGGCGGGCGAGGGCGCCAACGUCGACCUCGACGCGCAGCGCAAGGGCAAGUGCGCCGUCAUCAAGACGUCGACGCGCCAGACCAUCUUCCUCCCGCUCGUCGGCCUCGUCGACCCGGCAACCCUGCGCCCCAAGGACCUGAUCGGCGUCAACAAGGACUCGUACCUCGUCCUCGACACGCUCCCCGCCGAGUACGACUCGCGGGUCAAGGCGAUGGAGGUCGACGAGAAGCCGACAGAGUCGUACAACGACAUUGGCGGCCUCGACAAGCAGAUCGAGGAGCUCGUCGAGGCCAUCGUCAUGCCCAUGCAGCAGCCGAGCGCUUCAAGGCCCUCGGCAUCAAGGCGCCAAAGGGCUGCCUCAUGUACGGCCGCCAGAACGGGCAAGACGCUGCUCGCCCGUGCGUGUGCCGCCCAGACCGACGCCUGCUACCUCAAGCUCGCCGCCCCGUCCCUCGUCCAGAUGUUCAUCGGCGACGGCGCCAAGCUCGUGCGCGACGCGUUCGAGCUCGCCAAGCAGCACCCGGCGGCCAUCAUCUUUAUCGACGAGCUCGACGCGAUCGGGACCAAGCGGUUCGACAGCGACAAGUCGGGCGACCGCGAGGUGCAGCGCACCAUGCUCGAGCUCCUGAACCAGCUCGACGGGUUCGGGUCCGACGACCGCAUCAAGGUGAUUGCCGCCACGAACCGCAUCGACGUCCUCGACCCGGCCCUGCUGCGCUCGGGUCGCCUCGACCGCAAGAUCGAGUUCCCGCUACCGAACGAGGACGCGCGCGCAAAGAUCAUGGAGAUCCACUCGCGCAAGAUGAAGGUCAGCAAGAAGGUCAACUACGAGGAGCUCGCGCGCUCGACCGACGAGUUCAACGGCGCCCAGCUCAAGGCGGUGUGUGUCGAGGCGGGCAUGAUUGCGCUGCGCGAGGGCUUUACCGAGAUCAACCACGAGCACUACCUGUCGGGCAUCCUCGAGGUCCAGUCCAAGAAGAAGAACGACCACUUCUACUUUGCCUGAGCACCCUCUCGUCGACAGUCGCCUCUCCGCCCCGCUGCCACCGAAGCAGCAAACCCCUCCCACCUCGCCUCGCCUCGCUUCGCAUCCCCCGUCGUUCCUCGCCCGCUCGCUCGCACCCCUCCC